ACGAAUGAAUGUAAUAAUUAUCGUGUUAAUGGAUACUACCAAUACAAAGUAAAAAAAUAUAAAACACUUUAAAUCGUUAUGAUCUACUACAUUAGUUGGUUUAUUUUUCUUCGAACAAAAACAAAAUACAGUUAUCGAAUUUGGUCGUUUGUUGAAUUUUAGAAAAAAAAACCUCGAAAUGAUUUCUAAACACAUAGUAUUAUCAAUGAUAGUGAUUGGUUGUUUGGUUCAAUUCAUAACUUGUCCGUCAUCAACGGGUAAUGAUACUCCAAACAGACAAAACAGCGCACGUACAUUUCCAUCAAAUAAUAACCUACAAAGAAAUCCCCCACUAGGUUCAAAGAAAUUAGAAGCCAGACCUACUAUGAAAACUGGAGCACAGCCGCGUGGACUACAAAAUGAAGGAUGGUUUUUCUAUACUUACAUCAACUUAACUAAGAAUCCUAAAAACAAUGGUCCACUCAAGGAUCCAAAACCUUUGGCAAAGAAACCGACCGGUUCCAAAAAUCUUGAAGCUUCUACUAAUAAGAAUAAAAACAAUGGUGGUAUUCCUGAAAACGAAGAUUUAGAUGAACAAAAUCCCCCUGGCCGUAUUAGAAGAACUAUAUCACUUUUAAACGGAUUCAGAAAAAAAUUUAAUCCAUUUAGACUACUUUUUAAAGCAGCUAAAAAGACUAAAGAACUUGGAACUAAUAUGUUGGGAUCAGUGAAGAUAACCAAACCAAAUUCAACAAACGAUAAUGAUGCAGACGACUCUACCUAGUCAAAAUUAUCCAUAAGAAAAAGUCGUAACAGACCACAUCUAUAAUAAUUGUAUUACGGUUAUAUAAAAUAAAAUUUUAACUAAUAUUACAUGUAUAAAAAGUGUAUUGAUAAAGUUUAUUAUUAAUAUAACAUAUUUUGAAAUUUGGGUUA
Aphis gossypii (cotton aphid) is the source of this 915-nucleotide messenger RNA. RefSeq lists its product as uncharacterized. The record is from RefSeq and is a predicted model, not a curated record. The transcript has 5 exons. NCBI's taxonomy places the organism in Eukaryota, Metazoa, Arthropoda, Insecta, Hemiptera, Aphididae. The coding region runs from base 179 to 763 and encodes 194 amino acids.